Messenger RNA from Acyrthosiphon pisum (pea aphid), 1126 nucleotides. RefSeq names its product serine--tRNA ligase, cytoplasmic-like. Gene Ontology annotation, biological process: seryl-tRNA aminoacylation. Gene Ontology annotation, molecular function: ATP binding; serine-tRNA ligase activity. The record is from RefSeq and is a predicted model, not a curated record. Bases 1 to 729 code for a protein of 242 amino acids. The transcript has 2 exons. NCBI's taxonomy places the organism in Eukaryota, Metazoa, Arthropoda, Insecta, Hemiptera, Aphididae.
AUGGACAGCAAGGACGGCCUGGGAGAAAAAUAUGAUAAAUAUUUGAUCGCAACUUCUGAACAACCAAUAGCAGCACUUCAUCGCGACCAAUGGUUACCUGAAGCUAGUUUUCCUAUUCGUUAUCUUGGAGUAUCAACAUGUUUCCGACAAGAAGUCGGAUCUCAUGGAAGGGACACAAGAGGAAUAUUCAGAGUACAUCAAUUUGAAAAAGUUGAACAGUUUGUUUUAACGUCCCCUUUUGAUAAUCAAUCUUGGAUUUUAUUUGAUGAAAUGAUCAAUAAUUCAAGACAGUUUUAUGAUGACUUAGGCAUUGCGUAUAGAGUUGUUAACAUUGUAUCUGGUGCAUUGAAUCAUGCUGCAGCCAAGAAACUCGACUUGGAAGCAUGGUUCCCUGGAUCUGGGGCAUUCCGUGAAUUGGUAUCUUGCAGUAAUUGUUUAGAUUAUCAAUCAAGAAGAUUACUAGUACGGUAUGGUCAAACAAAAAAAAUGAAUGAAAAAGUUGAUUAUGUGCAUAUGUUAAAUGCUACUGCAUGUGCUACAACCAGAGUAAUUUGUGCUAUUUUGGAGACUUAUCAGACCGAAACAGGAAUCAAAGUGCCAGAAAUAUUGAAGAAAUACUUACCAACCAGAUAUCAAGAUGAGAUACCAUUUGUGAAAUCGGCUCCCAUUGAUGAAGAAGAUACAAAAAAACAAAAAAAACAAAAAGAGGGAAUGAAAAAUAAAAAAUAAAAUAUACAUAUAUUUUUUUUUAAUUGUUCUACCUUCUAUGUAUCAAUAAAAAUGUUUAAUAUUUAGUUUUACUCAAAUGGGUAAAUAAAUAUACAUGCUAUCAACAUCAUAAAUUAUCCUAUUUAAGGAGUAUUACUGAUAUUGAGCAAAACAGUUUUUUAAAAGCUUAAAAAUGUUUUAUUUUAUACUUUUUACAUACAUUCAUUCAGUUCCAUUAAAUAGUUUGCGCUUUGUGUUAGGACUUAGAAUUAGAUAAGAGUUGAAUUUAAUUAAUAUAUCUUAAAUAAACAAAGUAGUAUUGGUAAAAAUGUUAAGAAUCUAUAUUGGCAUGAGAGUGUUAAGAUAUUGCUUGUACCACACAAUAAUAUUGUAAUAAAAAAAAAUUUAUAUACACUAA